GAUUGUCAACCGCGACCUGGCGCUCUCAUCGCACACAAUAUCGCGACAUUCAGACGAUCAAAAGCACCACCACCGAUUUCAAUCAUGGCGCAAGAGCUGGAUCAGAAGAUCCAAGAGGUUUACAAGCGUAUCCAGAUGGAGCGCAAGAUCAUGGAUGGAUCCCACCAGCUUCUUCAAGCGACCAGCAACCCUGCCGUACGAAACCGAGCGGAUACGCAGCUCAGAGAUGCUCAGCGAUCCUUGUCAUAUUUUGAGGAUACCCUAAGAGAGUUACAGGCAAAGAAGCUGCAACUACAGCAACAGUCCCAGCGGCCGCCCAGGGGCACUUCAAUGCCCACAAACACGGGGCAAUUGGCUUCAUUACAAGACUCAACACCUUCCUCAGGUUUUGCUCAGAGACCAGGGGCUAGUCGAGACCGUGCAUUACCGGCGCCUCCGUCCGACAUUGGUCCAGAAGGCAGACAGAAUGGGAUCAGCGACCUCCAAAAUGGUGGGAUAGAUUCGACUGACUAUGUGCCCAAGCCGAAAGCGUACUCCAACUUGGAUCUAUUGCGAGCUGAUACCCCGUAUACUACAGCCAAAAUUUCUCGGAUGUUACAUCAGCUGGAAUUUAAGCUUCACGUCGAGAAGCAAUAUCAGCGUGCAAUAGACAACAUGGUGACCCUGUACAAGGCAGAUGGUGACAAGAAGAGCCGUCAAGACGCGGAGGCCAAGCAGGUCGAAAGUAACAGGAAGAUCCAGCUCCUUCAGCAAGCUGUAAAAAGGUACAAAAACCUUCAUAUUUAUGACGACCCUGCCGAGAACGAGGAAGAUGAGUUUGGGGUGGACGGUCAGCGCAAGGAAGGCCUCCGCAAGCCGUUGUCUGGAAAGUUACGGAUUACCAUCAAAGCUGCACGAGAGCUCGACCAUAUCUCUCUUCCUGCGAAACGGUCUUCCAAAGCUGUUGCUAGCGAGACUACCGUGGUGGUGAAGAUCGAGGGAACGCCUCGUGCUCAGACCCACCCAUCUCGCAACGACCGAUGGAACGAGGAGUUCGAGAUAUCGAUCGAUAAAGCCAAUGAAGUCGAAAUUGCUGUUUAUGACAGACAAGGAAACGACUAUCCUAUUCCUGUGGGAUUGCUGUGGCUUCGGGUCAGCGAUAUCUCGGAGGCAUUGCGCAGACGGCGUGUCGGAAACGAGACGGGGCAAGGUUGGGUGACAGCCGCUACAAUGCCCAAUGAUGCUAGUAACAGUGUCACGCCACCUAUUUCCUCUGAGUACAACUCCCUGCUACCUGGAAGUUAUGGUGGACCAGGCGGGGGCACCAAUGCGACUGCAUACGGAACGGCCGAUGGUAUUGAUGCCUGGUUUGCUGUGGAGCCUGUGGGGGCUAUUGCGCUACACCUUGAAUUCCUCAAGGAAAAUGUGAGGAAGCGUCCUGCAGAUGUCGGGCUCGGACGGCAGGGAGCAGUUCGCAAAAGGAAAGAAGAAGUGCACGAGAUGAACGGACAUAAGUUCGUUCUGAAACAAUUCUAUCAGAUCAUAUUGUGUGCCUUCUGCAACGAGUUUUUGCUCAAUGCUGCAGGGUACCAGUGUGAAGACUGUCGGUAUACGUGUCACAAGCGGUGCUAUUCGAAGGUGGUCACGAAGUGUAUAUCCAAGUCGAAUGCGGAAACUGAGGGAGAUGAAGAGAAGAUCAAUCACCGCAUUCCACAUCGUUUUGAGACUAUCACAAAUAUCGGGGCUAAUUGGUGUUGUCACUGUGGCUAUAUGCUCCCUCUGGGAAGGAAGAAUGCUCGAAGAUGCACUGAAUGUGACAUUACCUGCCACGCGACUUGUGCCCACCUCGUUCCCGACUUCUGUGGCAUGUCGAUGGAAACUGCGAACGCGCUAUUAGCCAGUUUACGGGAUAUCAAAUCUCAUCAGCAGAGACCGCGACCUGGACCGCAACCUCCAAGAACGCCUACUACACCAACAGCCAUUACGUGUUCCCCUCAAGCCCGACCAGAAACACUAGAGGGCACAUUCGAUCGUCUGAAUGUUGCUGCUGAACGUGGUCCAAAUGAUGUUUAUGGGCGGCCACCUGGUGCUAUGCCUCCUUAUGCACCAGACAGGCUCCCACCGUCCACCCAGAGCUAUCAACAGGCGCCUCCUUCGCCUGUUAGUCAGCGACAAACCCCGACUCGCCCUUCGACAGGCGAGAUUCCAGCACAAGUAUCUAGACCUGGGACCAUACCGCAGACCAAAUACCCAGCACCUGGAGAGGGUUCCCCAUCAGUGUCCGCACCGCUGUAUACUGCGAAGCCGAUCGCCUCUGCUGCGCCGGGGCCGACAGAGUCCGCCGUGUCCAAACCGUACCCCUUAUCUGGUGUAGCUACGCCAACUAUUCCUGGCAUGACUUCUGGUCCCGGCGUCUCCCUGCAGGCACCCCCGCAGAGACCGGAUAAGCGCAAGCGGAAGGUAGGAUUAGACGAUUUCAACUUCUUGGCUGUUCUUGGUAAAGGGAAUUUCGGCAAAGUGAUGCUUGCCGAAGAAAAACGGUCGAAUGCGCUAUACGCUAUCAAAGUACUGAAAAAGGAGUUCAUUAUUGAUAACGAUGAGGUUGAAAGCACCCGCUCGGAAAAAAGGGUGUAUCUUACAGCUGCGAAGGAACGGCAUCCUUUCCUCUUGGGUUUGCAUUCGUGUUUCCAAACAGAAACACGCAUAUAUUUUGUAAUGGAGUACAUAAGUGGUGGCGACUUGAUGCUCCAUAUCCAGCGGAAGCAGUUUUCUUUGCGACAAGCCAAGUUCUACGCUUGUGAAGUAUUACUUGCGUUGGAGUAUCUUCACGCCAAUGGCAUCAUAUAUCGUGAUUUGAAGUUGGAUAACAUAUUGCUUACCUUAGACGGUCACAUCAAGGUAGCUGAUUAUGGCCUAUGUAAGGAAGAGAUGUGGUACGGUGAAACCACCAGUACUUUCUGCGGAACACCGGAGUUCAUGGCCCCUGAGAUUCUUCUUGAGCAACGCUAUGGUCGUGCCGUUGAUUGGUGGGCUUUUGGAGUGUUGACGUACGAAAUGCUUCUGGGUCAAUCUCCCUUCCGUGGCGAUGAUGAGGACGAGAUUUUCGACGCAAUCCUCGAGGACGAGCCUCUUUAUCCUAUCACGAUGCCGCGCGAUGCGGUGUCAAUUCUUCAAAAGCUUCUCACAAGAGACCCAGGGCGAAGGCUAGGGUCUGGGGCCAAUGACGCGGAGGAGGUGAAGAAACACCCUUUCUUCAAAGACGUCAAUUGGGACGAGGUUUUCCACAAACGCAUCCCCCCACCAUAUUAUCCCAGCAUCACAUCCGCACAUGACACAAGCAAUUUCGAUCAGGAAUUCACCCGAGAACAACCAACUUUGACACCUGUGCACGGACAGUUGUCUAAUCGGGACCAGCAAGAGUUCCAAGGGUUCUCUUGGAUCGCCCCUUGGGCCGAUAACUGAGACGAG
Molecule: messenger RNA, 3447 nt
Organism: Dacryopinax primogenitus
Lineage: Eukaryota; Fungi; Basidiomycota; Dacrymycetes; Dacrymycetales; Dacrymycetaceae
Exons: 15
Coding region: 85-3441 (1118 amino acids)
Biological process (GO): signal transduction; protein phosphorylation; fungal-type cell wall biogenesis
Molecular function (GO): ATP binding; diacylglycerol-dependent serine/threonine kinase activity
Source: RefSeq, a predicted model, not a curated record